Molecule: messenger RNA, 3348 nt
Organism: Penaeus monodon (black tiger shrimp)
Lineage: Eukaryota; Metazoa; Arthropoda; Malacostraca; Decapoda; Penaeidae
Product: solute carrier family 28 member 3-like
Biological process (GO): nucleoside transmembrane transport
Cellular component (GO): membrane
Molecular function (GO): nucleoside:sodium symporter activity
Source: RefSeq, a predicted model, not a curated record
GGCGUGAACACCGGCCUGUGGAUAAAACGUCUGGUGUUAUCCGUUGUAGCGGCCCUGUAUUUCUGUUACUUCGUCGCUGUUCUGGCAAUACAUACAACUGUUGAGGAAGGCCGGUACUGGUGCGACGGCGACGGCCUCCUCAUCAUCAUCACCUUCCUGGUCCUCCUCGGCCUCUUCUACUUCCAGAUCCUUAAGCCUUACUUCGGCAGAACCAUCUACAAGACCGUCCUUAAACCCAUUGGAAUCCUCUUCGAAAAGGCUUGGCGCUUCAGAGUGUUGCGUCUCGGGGUGUACGUGGGCCUCCUCCUGAUCGUGUUCCUGUUCCUUCUCGUGGACGCCUGGCACGAGACUCAUCGCCUUAUCUCGCUGUUCGGACUCUUUGUGCUCCUUUUCCUCGGCUUCAUCUUCUCCAAGGCACCGCGCAAGGUGAGAUGGCGCCACGUGGCCUGGGGAAUGGGGCUGCAGUUCCUUCUGGGAAUCAUCAUCCUGCGAUGGCCGGUGGGGAAGGCCGUGUUCGAAUGCGCGGGCGACAAGGUGUCCGCCUUCCUCGCCUUCACGGACAAGGGCUCUGGCUUCGUUUUCGGCGACUUGGUGAAUAAGCAGUUCGUUUUCGCAUUUAAGGUGUUGUCUGUGAUCCUGUUCUUCAGCUUCUGCAUCCAGAUCCUGUACUACUGGGGCGUCAUGCAGUGGGUCGUCAUCAAGUUAGGCUGGGUCCUGCAGGUCACCGUCGGCACCACCGCCUGCGAGAGUGUCAACGCCGCUGCCAACAUCUUCCUCGGGCAGACCGAAGCCCCCUUGCUGAUCAAGCCGUACCUGCCGCUCAUGACCGAGUCGGAGCUGCACGCUGUCAUGACGGGCGGCUUCGCUACCAUCGCCGGCUCCGUCCUGGCCGCCUACAUCUCCUUCGGCGUCGACCCCGCCCACCUCCUGUCCGCCUCCGUCAUGAGCGCUCCCGCUGCCCUCGCCUUCUCCAAGCUCUUCUAUCCUGAGACGAAGGUGUCGAGAACGGGCGUCAAGGACAUCAAAAUCGAGAAAGGAGAGGAGACCAACUGGCUGCACGCCGCCAUGAUCGGCGUGACCAACGCCAUCCCGCUCGUGGCCAACAUUGCCGCCAACCUCAUCGCCUUCUACGCCUUCAUCGCCUUCUGCAACGGCGUCUUCGACUGGACCUGCACGCUGGCUGGGGCACAGGAGGGCACGUGUUCACUGGAGUCCCUGUUCGGGUGGAUCUUCAUGCCCCUAGCAUGGGUGAUGGGCGUGGAUUGGGCGGAGUGCGAGAAAGUGGGCGAGCUGAUCGGCAUCAAGUCCAUCGCGAACGAGUUCCUAGCGUACCAGAGGCUCUCCGAAAUGAAGAAGAACGGCGAUCUGUCGAGACGCGCCGAGAUCAUUGCCACGUACGCCCUGUGCGGCUUCAGCAACCUCAGCUCCAUCGGCAUUAACCUGGGCGGCUUCAGCGCCAUGGCCCCCGGCAGGAAGGCCGACCUGGCCAAGGUCGUCGUGAGGGCCAUGAUUGCCGGAAGCGCGGCCUGCUUCCUCACUGCCUGCGUGGCCGGCACUCUGCUGAGCGACGGUGCGCACGGCGGCGCUGCGACGGCCAUCAACGGAACUCAAGCGGCGUUCACGUAAUUCGACCGUUGUUGGGUCUGCUUUAACGUGGAAAAGUUGGCGUUUUGUAGUAUGCAUCGUAGCUGUGUCUUCAGUGCUAGCAAUACUUGUACAGAGGAUGGUAUUUAUAUGAAUAUUGUUUGUGGUGCUAAAAAUGAUGCCCUAAGGAUCUCUGGAAAAUCCUUGCAGAAUGGUCCGCAUUAUAAGUUAGGAGUAAACAAAAAACGAGAAAGCUCUUAGGACGUUUUGGACGCUAUUUUAUGACUGCCAAGUUGCCGACAGAGGGAUUUACAAGUCUGCUAGCUCAGUAUAAAAGAGAAAUGAGUAUGUGAGUUUUCAUUUGGGUUUUAAAACAGUAUUGUAAUGGUUAGGCACAUAGAAUAUUUUCUAAUCUGAUUUUCAAAUAUAGCCUGUCAACAUGUGGAAUGCACUAUACAGAUGCAGAUGUUUUCUGCCUUGUUAAGUUUGGAAAAAGUUUGUACAUAUGUAUAUCUUUUCAUAAGAAAAGCAUAUAUGAGUAUUUCCUCAAGUGCAGAAAUGUUUGCGCUCAAUUUUGUACAUUCCGAUUUUAUAUAUUCCGGUCCAUACAUUCCAUUAGAUAUAAUUUUAAAGUUUAUUCUUUUACCUCGAAUAUUUUUUUUGCAUAUACUCAAGUAUAUUUUUAGAUCAGUGGCUCCCAGCCAGUAGGGCGCGAAGCCUCGAUAGAAAAAAAUAUUGUAAGCCAGUUUAAUAGGCGUUCGUCAGUGUCCAUGAUAAGAAUAUACUAUUAAACCAUGUUUUCAAGGAAUAUAAUAUUAUGAUUAGGUGGAUAAGGACUGCUGAUUUUUUCUCUUUGCCUAAAAAUAUGUAAUUUAAAGGUUGUGAAACACUAUUUUUGAUAAUACGAUAUGCUAUGUACAGAUAUUAUAUAUUAUAUAUUAUGUAUUAUAUAUUAUGUAAAGACUGCUGAAUAUUUUUUCUCUUCGCCUAAAAACGUGUAAUUGAAAGGUUGUGAACAACUAUUUUUGAUAAUACGUCUUGUAAAUAUUUUGAGACUACGAAUCUCAUUAUGGAAUAAAUCUUUUAUUAUACGUGAUAUGAUGUGUACAGAUAUUACAGAUGUAUAUUCAAGAGAAUAUAUUUAUAUGUUUUAAUUCAUAUUGCCUUUAUUGUGGUUGUUAUUUCAAGAAUGAACUGGAUUACUUGCCUGUUUUUUUUUCCAACUUCAUUUUUUUCUUAUUUUAUUAUUGUCAGCCUCAAAUCCUCAGUUCUUAUUUUUCUACAUCUGUCCUUAUGUACAUCCCUGUAUGUAUUAUGCAUAGUGUACUUUAUAAACGCAUGAUCAGUAACACGGAAUACAAUAGGUACCCAGCGUCAACUACAUUUUUUUUUUUUUUUUUUUAGAAAUUUACAUGUACAAGUAUACAAGUGUACAAGUAUUUAACGGUAAGAUAUUUUACUAACAUUUGUAACUUGUGCAUUCUGUUAAUAAUAGGUAUAGUGUGCACUGAAUUCUAAAAUUGGCCGAAGGAAAAACGAAGCAAAUCUGGAUGAAAUACACAUAGUUUUAAAUGUAGGAAAAAUCCUAAGAACGACCAUGUAAAUAGAGACUUGAAUUUUAAUAGUCCUGGAGUGUGUAUAUAUAACUUCGUUUAAGUUAGCGAAGUCCUUCGGGUUUUUUUUCUUCUGACUUUUAGCUGUUGUAAAUAUUAUAUUUAUAGACUGAUUGUUCCUGAAUAAAUAAAAAAAUUGUUCAAUGAUAAA